CUUAGACGAUCACGUGACUACCCAACUCCCUUCCUUCAUUAUCUCCUUUAUCAAAUCGUGUAUUCAACCAUUCUGGCCGGCGUGAAUGGUCUAGUUAAACAUUUCCCUUCAAAGUGUGUUUGCUAAACGACAUUGAGCAGUGGUUCUACUGUUACCUUGACGACCGCACAGCCGAGAUCAUGUCAAUGUUCAGCACAGGCAUCCUCGUGCUGACGUCCCCCCUCCACACGCUCCCCCUGCGCAUCACCCCCGUGCUCAGCUCGGCGGCGCAGCUAGUGGAGCGCACCCUGUAUGUCCACCUUCACCCGGGGCUCAAUCUGGGGGGUGGCGGCCAACCUCGGCCCGUAUUCAUCCCACCCGCCGUGGAUGUCUCCACGCUCAUCACGCGCCUCUACAGCAACGCCAGCGACGUGUGCGGCCACCUGGAUGUCCGUGUCCUGCUCACCAACAUCCACGCCCCCGCAGCUGCUUGCGGCGCCAGCGGGCCCUUCCCUUCUCCGCAGUACCUCGCUCACUCCCCGGAGGUUCUGCUCACGGACUUUCAGCUGCAGGACCCGGCUCAGUCCAGCCAGGUGACUCAGUGUCUGCAGAGGUACACGGGAUGCUGCUACGUUUGCAGCCCUGAACUUCCAUCAGUGCUGCUUCACCCGCAGUUGGAGACGCUACAAGAGGAGAACGAGGAGGUGGCAAGGCUUAAAGAAACUGAAGAUAAACCACUGCAGACGUACACAGACGUGGUGGUCGGCGGCACUUUUGACCGCCUCCACGGGGCCCAUAAGACCCUCCUCAACAUCUCAUGCCUUCUCGCCACCAGACGCUUCCUCAUCGGCGUGUGUGACCAAGGAAUGUUGAACAAAAAGGUACUAAAAGAGCUCAUCCAGCCAUACGCCCUGAGAGUCCAAAGUCUCAAGGAGUUCCUGCGGGACAUCAAGCCCUCGCUGCAGGUGGAGAUCGUGCCACUCAACGACCCGCUGGGGGUGUCCGUGGUGGACCGCAUGCUCCAAUGCAUCGUGGUUAGCGAGGAGACACGGAAGGGCGGCGAAGCUGUCAAUAGGAAACGCAUAGAGAAUGGCCUUCCAGCUCUGGUUCUUCAUGAGAUCCAGUUGCUAAAGGAUGCCCAUCACUCCGAGAUCGAAGAGGAAAAAAUCAGCUCUUCCAGCCUCCGCUCUCGUCUGCUGGGAACCCUCCUCACUUCUCCGAAAGCCAAGCCCCACCUCCCUCUCCAUCCGUACAUAAUCGGACUGACUGGCGGGAGCGGCAGCGGGAAAAGCUCCAUCGCCAAACGGCUGCAGGGUUUGGGCGCCGUGCAUAUCGACUGCGACAGACUGGGCCAUCAAGUAUAUGACACGGACACUGGAGCCUACCGUAAAGUUCUUGAAGAGUUUGGAUCAGAUGUCUUAAAUGAAGAUAAGAGCAUCAACAGGCGUGCAUUAGGGAGGAAAGUGUUUGGAAAGCAGGAGAGGUUAAAAGCGCUAACCGACAUUGUGUGGCCUGAGAUUGCAGUUCUAGUCAAGAACGGCGUCAGCCGAGCCAGAGAGGAAGGUAAAAAGAUUUGUGUGGUGGAUGCGGCGGUUCUUUUGGAGGCGGGCUGGACAGACAUGGUCCAUGAGGUCUGGGUGACCAUCAUCCCUGAGGAGGAGUCGGUAUUAAGGAUAACCGAGCGAGACGGCGUGACCCCGGAAGAUGCCCAGCAUCGCCUAAGAAGCCAGAUGUCCAACAUCGAGCUCAUCGAACACGCUAACGUGGUGCUCAGCACAAUGUGGGAACCCGACGUGACUCGUAAUCAGGUAUUAAAAGCAUGGAAUCUUCUACAGAAGAGAAUCCAGGAUAGAUGAACAUAGGACGACCGACGGUCAAACAGGUUGAUGCUUCAGUGCCUCGUUUUUUUGUCGUUUUUUUAAUACUAGUAUCAUACAUAAGGAAAAGACUAUGUGGACAGUAUUGGGACACCGACAUUACAGAUGAAAGUAUCCCGUUUCAGCAUUCUAAUUCAUUUCACUCAAUUAACAUGUAAUAAUGACAAAUACUGAAUAUUGGAAUAUAUUAGGAACAUUUAGGGCUCUGUGUUUAUUCACAGAAUGGGAAUAGGGGGCACAGAAGCAAAGAAGGGACCGUUUCCGCUAAGUUUCAUACGAUUCUACCAAUGAAUUAACAAAUACCAUAUUUUCUGGACUAUAAGUCGCUCCGCUGUAUAAGCUGCACAAGGCCAAAAAUGCAUAAUUAGGUAGAAAAAAACAUACAUAAGUCGCCCUGGAGUAUAAGUCGCACAAGGCCAAAAAGGAAUAAUUAGGUAGAAAAAAACAUACAUAAGUCACACAAAGCCAAAAAUGCAUAAUUUGGUAGAAAAAAACAUACAUAAGUCGCACUGGAGUAUAAGUCGCACAAGGCCAAAAAGGAAUAAUUAGGUAGAAAAAAACAUACAUAAGUCGCACAAGGCCAAAAAUUAAUAAUUGGGUAGAAAAAAAACAUACAUAAGUCGCACAAGGCCAAAAAUACAUAAUUAGGUGGAAAAAAACAUACAUAAGUCGCACUGGAGUAUAAGUCGCACAAGGCCAAAAAUGCAUUAUUAGGUAGAAAAAAACAUACAUAAGUCGUAUUGGAGUAUAAGUCGCACAAGGCCAAAAAUUAAUAAUUAGGUAGGAAAAAACAUACAUAAGUCGCACAAGGCCAAAAAUGAAUAAUUGGGUAGAAAAAAACAUACAUAAGUCGCACAAGGCCAAAAA
Messenger RNA from Doryrhamphus excisus (bluestripe pipefish), 2723 nucleotides. It is a transcript of the gene coasy, whose product is annotated as CoA synthase. Gene Ontology annotation, molecular function: pantetheine-phosphate adenylyltransferase activity; dephospho-CoA kinase activity; ATP binding. Gene Ontology annotation, biological process: coenzyme A biosynthetic process. The record is from RefSeq and is a predicted model, not a curated record. NCBI's taxonomy places the organism in Eukaryota, Metazoa, Chordata, Actinopteri, Syngnathiformes, Syngnathidae.